AUGGCGUCGCGGCGCGUGACGCGCAAGUGGGAGGUGUUCGCCGGCCGCAAUCGGUUCUGGUGCGACGGCCGCCUCAUGACGGCGCCCCACCCGGGCGUGUUCGUGCUCACGCUCGCGCUCAUCUGCAGCACGUGCGCGCUGCACUUCGCGUUCGACUGCCCGUUCCUGGCGGCGCGCGUGUCCCCCGCCGUGCCCGUCGCGGGCGCGGCGCUGUUCCUGUUCACGAUGUCGGCGCUGCUGCGGACCGCGCUGUCGGACCCGGGCAUCAUCCCGCGCGCCGCCGCCGCCGAGGCCGCGGCGCUGGAGGCGGGCGCGGGCGCGGGCGGGGGCGGGGGCGGGGGCGCGGGCGCGGGGGAGGCGGGCCGGCCGCCGCCGCGCGCGCGCGAGGUGCUGGUGCGCGGCCGGCCCGUGAAGCUCAAGUACUGCUUCACGUGCAAGAUGUUCCGGCCGCCGCGCGCCUCGCACUGCUCGCUGUGCGACAACUGCGUGGACCGGUUCGACCACCACUGCCCGUGGGUGGGCAACUGCGUGGGCAAGCGCAACUACCGGUACUUCUACACGUUCGUGGUGUCGCUGUCGUUCCUGGCCGUGUUCGUGUUCGCGUGCGCGGUGGCGCACCUGGCGCUGGAGGCGCGCGGGGCGGGGCUGGGCGCAGCGCUGCGCGCGUCGCCGGCCUCGGCGCUGGUCGCCGCCGUCUGCUUCCUCUCCGUCUGGUCCGUGCUCGGCCUCGCCGGCUUCCACACGUACCUCGCCUCCACCGACCAGACCACCAACGAAGACAUAAAAGGGUCGUUCUCGACGCGGCGCGGCGUCUCGAACCCGAACCCGUACUCGCGCGGCAACGCGUGCGCCAACUGCUGGCACGUGCUGUGCGGGCCCCUCGCGCCCAGUCUCAUCGACAGGCGGGGCGUCUUCACCAUCGACGUGAAGGAUGAGUUGCCGGCGAGCUUCGCGCGCGUCCUCGCCCCCGCGGCCGCCUCCCCCGCCCCCGCCCCCGUCCCCGCGCCCGCCCCCGCCCCCGCGUCGGCGGGCGAGGGCGCGUUGGCGGGGGGCGGCAGCUACACCAACCUGUUCGAGGCGGGCGACGGGCCGGGCCUGGCGCGGCACGCGUACGCCAACCGCAGCCUCGACCUCGACCCGGUGCCGCUGCACGGUGAGUGUCGAGGGGCUCCCGGACCGAGGAUAGUUUUACAGCAUCGAAUCUCAUGA
This is a messenger RNA of Diatraea saccharalis (sugarcane borer), 1209 nucleotides long. Lineage: Eukaryota; Metazoa; Arthropoda; Insecta; Lepidoptera; Crambidae. The record is from the annotation of a GenBank genome assembly.